AUGAAUCCUGGUGAAGUCACCUACAUGCAUGAUAAAAUUGGAAUACAUCGUUUACAGAAUUCUAGUAAAACAGAGACUGCUAUUACAUUACACUUAUACUGUCCACCUUAUACAGAAUCGAUGAAUUUUGAAGAGUCUACUUCGAAAACAAGUAAAGUGAAUGUGAUAUUUCAUAGUAAAUUUGGUAAACAGAUUGUGUAA
Schistosoma mattheei is the source of this 201-nucleotide messenger RNA. Lineage: Eukaryota; Metazoa; Platyhelminthes; Trematoda; Strigeidida; Schistosomatidae. The record is from the annotation of a GenBank genome assembly.